This is a messenger RNA of Aphanomyces astaci, 3873 nucleotides long. RefSeq lists its product as hypothetical. Gene Ontology annotation, biological process: transmembrane transport. The coding region runs from base 1 to 3873 and encodes 1290 amino acids. Gene Ontology annotation, cellular component: membrane. The record is from RefSeq and is a predicted model, not a curated record. Lineage: Eukaryota; Oomycota; Saprolegniomycetes; Saprolegniales; Verrucalvaceae. The transcript has 3 exons. Gene Ontology annotation, molecular function: ATP hydrolysis activity; ATP binding; ABC-type transporter activity.
AUGGCGUCCAUCGUUUACAAGAAGGGGGAGCGUCUGCCCCUUGUGAGGAAGGGACCGACGACGGAUCAUGAGUUGGGAGGCAAGAGUCCUGCUGAACUGGGCGGGUGCAUGAGCAACGUUUUCUUCUCGUGGCUCACGCCGCUCUUGGAUCUUGGGAACAAGCGCCCCCUCGAGUUCGACGACUUGUACCAGUUGAAUGUUGACGACCGCGCCGCGCAAAUCUCGUUGACGUUCAAGAAGAACUGGGAGCAUGAACUCACGAAGCCGAAGCCGCGCCUUUGGUGGGCACUGGCUGGUUCGUUUGGCGGCCCGUUUGCAGCAGCCGGGUUCCUCAAGCUUUUGAACGAUUUGCUGCAGUUUGUCGGACCGAUGGUGAUCAAGUACAUCAUUGAGUUCCUGAGCGACCCCGCUGCGGAAUUGAGCACGGGAUUGCAAUAUGCGUUGGCGAUCUUUGUCUCGGGGGUUGUGCAGUCGUUUUCAUUUCGUCAGUACCUUUUCCUGUGCUUUGAAACCGGGUUGCGCUUCCGUUCGGCGGUUGUUACGGCCGUGUACCAAAAGUCGCUUGUCCUGGCGACGUCGGCCCGCGCCAAGAAGUCGACAGGGCAAAUCACCAACCUCAUGAGUGUAGACGCCCAGCGGGUUCAGGACAUAGCCAUCUACCUGCAUGCGACCUGGUUCGCGCUGUUUCAGAUCAUCAUUUCGUCCUACUUGUUGUACUUGCAAUUAGGCGUAGCGUUCCUUGCCGGUGUGAUUGUCAUGCUACUGAUCAUUCCCGCGACGGCCGUGAUCUCCAAGUACAUGCGAACGCAGCAAGGGGCGCUCAUGGCGGUCAAGGACGAACGCGUCAAGGUCGUGUACGAAGUGCUCAGUGGCAUCAAAGUGAUCAAGCUCCAGGCGUGGGAAAACGCGUUUACAAACCGCGUGAUGCAGUUUCGCAGCAACGAACUGGACCGCCUUCGCACAUACAUGUACGCCCGCGCGGGGUCCAGCAUGGUGUUGAAUGGCGUGCCAUCGUUGGUCACGGUCGCGUCGUUCUUUGCGUACAUUUACAUGGGCAAUUCGCUGGACGUGGGUACGGCGCUGACGUCGCUGGCGCUGUUCAACAUCUUGCGCCUCCCGCUGUUCAUGCUGCCCAGCGUGAUCCACUUCCUCGUGGAAGCGCAAGUGAGUUUCUCGCGCUUGGAAGAGUUCUUCGCGAUGGAAGAGCGCGAGCCGGUGACCGCGGGACCGUUGAAGGAAACCGCCAUCUUGCUCCAACAUGCUGACUUUGAAUGGGAUGCGGCCCAAGACACCAAUGCCGUGAAAAACGCCGAAGUUGGGCCUAUCUUGCACAAUCUCAACCUUAAAGUCGCCGACGGGAGCUUGGUGGCGGUGGUGGGGGCCGUCGGGUCUGGCAAGAGUACGCUGUUGUCUGGGAUCUUGGGCGAUGCUCGCUGCGCCAAAGGCCAAGUACACCGCUCUGGGUCUGUGGCAUAUGUGAGCCAGCAGCCAUUCAUCCAAAACGCAACUCUGCGAGACAACAUCACGUUUGGAUUGGCCUUCGACCACGCGCGGUACCAAACUGCCAUUCGUGUGAGCAGCCUCUUGGAAGAUCUCAAGAUUUUGCCUGGUGGCGACCUCACUGAAAUCGGCGAAAAAGGAAUCAACUUGAGUGGCGGACAGCGCACCCGUGUGGCCAUCGCCCGGGCCGUGUACCAAGAUGCGGACAUUUACUUGUUGGACGACCCGCUGGCGGCGGUGGACGCCCAUGUGGGGUCGGACAUUUUCAAGCAGUGCAUCAAGACGGCGUUGAAUGGCAAGUUGGUCGUGUUGGUCACGAACGGACUCAACUUCCUCAAGGACUGCGACUCGGUGGUGGUGCUGGAGCAGGGUCGCAUCGUCGAACAAGGAGCGUACCAGAGUUUGGUGGACAAGGUCGACGGGGUCUUGGCCAAGAUGAUGGAAAGCGUUCAAGAAGCCCCCAACAAGGAAGAAGACACCGACUCGCCUCGUGAAAACGAUCAAGAAGAAGACGAGCGAGAACAUGAUACGCGCCAACGCACCGAAUCCAACCGCAGCGACGUGGACACGGAUAAGGUCGCCAACGCCGCUUUGAUUUCCGACGAAGACCGCAGUACCGGCGACGUGCCGUGGUCAACGUACAAGGUGUGGAUCGAUGCGUGCGGUGGCUUGGGCAUGGGGUUCAUCGUGAUAUUCUUCUACGUCCUGACCAACUGCGUCAACUUGUUGUCUACGUUUUGGCUGUCGUACUGGAGUGAAAGCGCGGCCGACACAGCGCACAGUCAGUUUUACUACCUGUACAUCUUCAUGGGGCUAAACGUGGGAGUGAUCACGCUCAUGUUUGUGCAAAGUCUGGUGCUGUACGUGACGGGUCUUCGCGGGUCCACGCUCAUGUUCAACCAGUUGCUGACCCAAGUGCUUCGUGCGCCCAUGUCGUUCUUCGACACCACUCCGUUGGGCCGCAUCGUGAACCGCAUGAGCAAGGACGUGUACGCGAUCGACGAGACGAUUCCUGGGGUCUGGGGCAUGUUGUUCGGCACGGUGUUCAGCGUCAUCACGACCAUUUGCACAGUGAUAUAUGUGACACCGUGGUUUUCCGUCAUUUUGAUCCCGUUGGGCAUCUUGUACUAUGCCAGCCAGCGCUACUUCAUCAAGACAUCGCGGGAAUUGCAACGGUUGGACAGCAUCUCCCGCUCCCCUGUGUAUGCCUUGCUCACCGAAACUCUGGAAGGCCUUCCCACCAUCCGAGCCUUUGGCGUGGAGCCUCAGUUUGCCGCUCGCAACGAAGACAUGCUCGAUCGCAACCAGCGCGCGUACUUUUUGAACUUCAGCGCCAAUUGCUGGCUCUCGCUGCGCUUGGAAUUUGCGGGCACAGUGGUCGCCACGGCGGCGGCACUGUUUGCCGUGUUGGGCCAUGAAGCCAACGCUGGCGUGGCCUUUGCUGGAUUGGCGGGUGUGUCGCUGUCGUAUGCGUUCAACGUCACUCAAAAUCUCAACUCGAGUGUCCGCAUGUUGAGUAUGGUGCAAUCCAAAAUGGUCAGCGUCGAGCGCAUCCACGCGUACACGACGAUGGAAGCGGAGGCGGAAUUGAAGGCCGAGCCCAUCAAGCAGCUGGAAUUGGAAAACGCGAAAUGGCCAUCCCAAGGCAAACUCACCUUUAAGGACGUGGAUCUGCGAUACCGCAGGGGCCUUCCCCGAGUGUUGCGACAGCUGACGUUUACGAUCAACGCCAACGAGAAGAUUGGGAUUGUGGGGCGUACGGGCGCUGGCAAGUCGUCGCUCGUGGUGGCGUUGAUGCGGUUGGUGGAGUUGGAUGGCGGAGUUAUCACCCUGGACGACGUGGACAUUUCGACGAUCGGCCUGCACGACCUCCGGGACAAAGUGUCGAUCAUUCCCCAGGACCCAGUGCUGUUUUCAGGCACCAUCCGGUCCAACUUGGAUCCGUUCGACCGGUGCGGCGACGAUGCCAUUUGGACGGCCAUCAAGCGUGCGAAUCUGCACCAGGCCGUGACGGCGUUGGACGACAAGGUGGGCGAGCGUGGCCAGAACUUCAGCGUGGGCGAGCGGCAGUUGAUUUGCAUCGCCCGUGCGCUGCUGAAGAAGUCCAAGGUGAUUUUGAUGGACGAAGCCACGGCGUCGAUCGAUGCCAACACGGACCGACUGAUCCAAGAAAGCAUCCACGACUCGUUCAAGGACUGCACGUGUCUCACGAUUGCGCAUCGCAUCAACACCAUCUUGGACAGCGACCGCAUCCUCGUGAUGGACAAGGGAUCGGCGGCCGAGUUCGACACGCCCGCGCAAUUGCUCAAGAACCCCAACGGCAUCUUCACCAAUCUCGUCGAACAUUGGCGUGACGACAAGAAGUCGGCUUAA